Messenger RNA from Striga hermonthica, 2712 nucleotides. The record is from the annotation of a GenBank genome assembly. Lineage: Eukaryota; Viridiplantae; Streptophyta; Magnoliopsida; Lamiales; Orobanchaceae.
AUGCUUAUAAGCAUCUCCAAUGGCUUCACGCUAGCCUCCGUCCUCCGCAAUCCGAAUGCGUUGCGCCUCACUAAUUUAGCCGUCGAUUUUAAUCGCGUCCCAAGGACCCUGAGCCCUGAUUCGAGCCGCGUGCUCUUAAUCACCGUAUCAUCUGCUGCAAUGUCGUCGUCGUCGUCACCGCCGGCGUCCGUGAAAAUCGUGGCUGAGUACGCGAAGUCAGGGCGCUCUUCGUGCAAGAAGUGUUCGAAAGCGAUUGUUUCGAAGUCUCUGAGGUUGGGUAUGGUGAGUAAAGACCCCCGAGGGUUUGACAUGACUAAAUGGCAUCAUCUGCAGUGCUUCCCAUUUAGCAGUUCUGCUUCGGUUUCAUCGGCGGAGGCCAUCACUGGAUUCUCAUCUCUCAGUAGCAACGAUCAGAAGUCUGUACAUGAAUUGUUAAAUGAGUUGGGGCAAGCUUCAGGCAAGGUUAUUAAAAUGGAUGAAAAGGUGGACGAAAAUCCAAAGCAGGGCAAGUUCAAGAAGCAAAAGUUAUUCACAUCCAAGGAAGAAGCAAAGCUUCCGCUGGAUUUAGCAGUAUGUGCUUCUGAUAUAAAGGACAAGUACAAGGAUGCGACACUAUUGCCUAAAUGGAAAGCAUUUCAAACAGUCAUAUUUCUCGAGAAGGAUGAUGGUCUUCAUGAUUCUCGAAAAAUUGCAGCCUUUGAUUUUGAUGGUUGCCUGGCAAAGACGUCUGUGAAAAGAGUAGGUGCUGAUGCCUGGUCGCUCAUGUAUCCUUCAAUACCAGAGAAGCUUCAAAAUCUCUACAAAGAUGGCUACAAGCUGGUUAUAUUUACCAAUGAAUCUAACAUCGAGCGGUGGAAGAAUAAGAGACAAGCUGCUGUAGAUUCGAAAAUUGGAAGGCUUGAAAAUUUCAUUAAGCUUGUGAAAGUGCCCAUGCAGGUUUUCAUUGCCUGUGGAUUGAGUUCUGGUGAACCAGAAGACCAGUUUCGAAAACCGAAACCUGGGAUGUGGAUGAUCAUGGAAAAGGAGUUCAAUUCCGGUCUUCCAGUUGACAUGGAUCAAUCCUUUUAUGUUGGUGAUGCGGCUGGAAGGCCAGAUGAUCACAGUGAUGCCGAUAUAAAAUUUGCACAGGCUAUUGGCUUAAAAUUUUAUGUUCCUGAGGAGUACUUUCUCGUCCUCGCCGACUACAAACGCCCCUCCGGCUGCCGCUCCCAGAAAUUUGCCAAAGUCGUGCUCGAGUGGACCGCGACCUGCAAGGGCCGCCAAUUCGAUCGGAUCUUCGGCGUCUGGCUCGGCGGCGUCGAGAUCCUCCGCAGCUGCACAGCCGAGCCUCGGGCCACCGGCAUUAUCUGGACGGUGAAGAAGGACGUCACAAGGUACCAUUCUCUGCUCAUGACCAAUCAGACGCUUGCUGUUUACUUGGGAAAUCUCAUCGAUAGUAUCUACACAGGCGUGUACCAUGUGAAUGUUGUUUUCCAUUUCUAUCCUGCUGAGAAAUUGAAUCGUGGUUAUGGUGAGGACGAAUUUGUGGAAAUUGGGGGAAUUGGGGCUGAUUUGAUAAUCCCCAUUUCCAGGACCCUUCCCCUGAACGACGGGCUCUGGUUUGAGAUCCAGAACUCGACAGAUGUGCAGUCGAAGGAAUUCGAUAUUCCCCAGAAUGCACUCCGGGCCGUGUUGGAAGUAUACGUCUCUUUCCACGAAAACGAUGAGUUCUGGUUCGGGAACUACCCGAACGAGUACAUUUCCGUGAAUAACCUCACCGGAUCCCCGGGGAACGGCCCGUUUCGUGAGGUGGUCGUGGGCCUCGAUAAUUAUGUAGUAGGGUCGAUUUGGCCCUUCACAGUGAUCUACACCGGGGGCGUAAACCCCCUCAUGUGGAGGCCCAUUACGGGAAUAGGCUCGUUCGACCUCCCCUCGUACGAUAUCGAGAUCACACCUUUUCUCGGCGAGUUGUUGGAUGGGAAAACGCACAAACUCUCGUUUAGCGUGAGAAAUGCCCUCAACGUUUGGUACCUCGGCGGGAAUUUGCAUCUUUGGCUCGACAAGAAGAGCGCGAGAACCGAAGGGGAGCUAUUGGAACACAAGGAGUCUCCGAUUUCCCUAAUGCUCUUUUCGAACUUCACGGGGUUCGAUGGGUUAUUCCUCACGAACGCGACCCGGUCGAUAAUCUCUACCGGGCGCGUGAAAUCGUCGCUUGGGUCCGUCACGACUAAAUCGGUCCAAGAGUUUGGUUAUAGCAACCGAAUGGUGAUGGGCAAUGAUGCGAAUUUGCAGAUUUUGAAUCAGAUUAUAAAAUCGAACUGCAGUGUUGUUAUGAAAAAAGCUUCGUCCAGUACCGUUCAAUAUCUCGAUUCCCAAAAGGAGUUUACGCUUUAUCUUCAUUCGGAUAUUAUCGACAAGGGCAAUAAAAGUUACGAGUCCAUGGCGAAUGUGACUUUGGGGUUCAAUGAAAGGAGGCACGAGUGUUCGGGUGUUGGAACAUUUACGAGCAAACUGGAGAAUAUGCAGAGUGCGGAGGGGAAUGUGCUCGUGAAGGGCAGUUUGGUGGUUAGUGGAUUGGGAAGCACUCGGCAAGCAUAUCGGUACACGAGCGACAACUCGUGUUAUUUUCGAAACGUGAGCAGCUCGAAUUACACUAUUAUUCACGAUGAGGAGAGCUGUGACUGCAGGAAAAAACUCGGGCUGUUGCCUUCUUUUCCUCGAGGAGCUUUCUAG